AUGCCUGGAGCCGAUACACUCUACCGUGCGAGCACGACUGCUCCUGUUAAUAUUGCGGUGAUCAAAUACUGGGGUAAACGAGAUACAGCACUGAACCUUCCAACAAACUCUUCGUUGUCUGUGACAUUGUCUCAGAAAUCCUUACGGACUCAUACCACCGCAUCAUGCUCCGAGUCCUUCUCUGGUCCUGAUUCACUCGUUUUGAAUGGAGAAGAGGAAGAUAUUCAAUUGUCCAAGCGAACGCAAGCAUGUUUGAAGCAUCUACGCUCAUUGCGCGAACAGUUGGAAUCCAAAGAUGCAUCGCUACCCAAAUUGUCCAAGAUGACACUGCGGCUUGUGUCUGCCAACAAUUUUCCUACUGCCGCAGGCCUGGCUUCCUCGGCCGCGGGAUUCGCAGCGUUGGUCAGGGCAAUCGCCGAUCUCUACGAGCUGCCUCAAUCGCCAGAAGAGCUCUCUUUGAUCGCGAGACAGGGGUCCGGGUCCGCAUGCAGAAGUCUCAUGGGAGGCUUUGUCGCGUGGCGAGCGGGGACCAAGGACGAUGGAAGUGACAGCAUAGCUGAAGAGGUGGCGCCGGUGUCACAUUGGCCUGAGAUGAGGGCAUUGAUCUUGGUUGUUAGUGCAGAGAAGAAAGGAGUUCCCUCCACGGCGGGAAUGCAAACGACCGUUGAGACCUCGACGUUGGCCAAAGCGAGAUUUAGGGAGAUUGUCCCACAAAGAAUGCGGGAGAUGGAGAAGGCGAUUCAGGACAAGGACUUCGAGGCUUUUGCCCGGAUCACCAUGCAAGACUCGAACUCGUUCCACGCGAUAUGUCUCGAUUCAUGGCCACCAAUCCAUUAUCUCAACGACGUGUCUCGAGCAGCGAUGAAUGCUGUUGAGACGGCAAAUCGCAAAGCAGGGAAGCUGAUUUGCGCGUACACGUUUGACGCUGGGCCCAAUGCGGUCAUCUACUAUUUGGAAGAACAUACACACCAAGUAGCGGGAGUGAUCAAGAACAUCUUACCCCACAUACCGGGUUGGGAGGGAGAGUUCGGACAAAAUGUUCGGCCAAACGAAUAUGGAGGAUUGGAAGCAAAGGUGUUGAUGACGUUGAAGUCCGGUAUCAGCCGCGUGAUAUGUACAGGAGUUGGAGGAGGACCCGUGAAGAUUGAGAAGCAUUUGGUGGAUGAGAUUGGUGAAGCUGUGUCCCCUGGGGGAUCUUAA
Messenger RNA from Rhinocladiella mackenziei CBS 650.93, 1200 nucleotides. Its product is annotated as diphosphomevalonate decarboxylase. Gene Ontology annotation, cellular component: cytosol. NCBI's taxonomy places the organism in Eukaryota, Fungi, Ascomycota, Eurotiomycetes, Chaetothyriales, Herpotrichiellaceae. Gene Ontology annotation, biological process: isoprenoid biosynthetic process; isopentenyl diphosphate biosynthetic process, mevalonate pathway. The transcript is spliced from 2 exons. Gene Ontology annotation, molecular function: ATP binding; diphosphomevalonate decarboxylase activity. Bases 1 to 1200 code for a protein of 399 amino acids. The record is from RefSeq and is a predicted model, not a curated record.